Molecule: messenger RNA, 1098 nt
Organism: Acanthosepion pharaonis
Lineage: Eukaryota; Metazoa; Mollusca; Cephalopoda; Sepiida; Sepiidae
Source: the annotation of a GenBank genome assembly
AUGGGGCUCUGUAAAUGUCCCAAGAAGAAAGUAACCAACCUUUUUUGCUUUGAACACCGAGUAAAUGUUUGUGAACAUUGCCUUGUUGCUAAUCAUCCCCGAUGUAUUGUCCAGUCAUAUCUGCAAUGGCUGCAAGAUAGCGACUACAAUCCCCUGUGCAGUUUGUGUAAUAAGGGCCUCACAGAAGAAGAUUCUGGGGAAUGUGUCCGAUUAGUUUGUUAUGAUGUUUUCCACUGGGAUUGCCUGAAUCAAUUUGCCAGCCAAAUGCCAUCUAAUACAGCACCUGCUGGUUACUCUUGUCCCACCUGCAAACAUGGCCUCUUCCCUCCUGCUAACUUGAUGUCCCCAGUAGCUGAAGCCUUGAGACAGAUGCUCAUUCAAGUCAAUUGGGCCAGAGCUGGAUUAGGAUUACCAUUGAUAAAGGAGGAAACUCCAUCUAUGAACAAGCAGUCCAGUGCGCUGUCAAGUACAGCAUCAUCUUUCUCGGCUCCACCAUUGGCUGUACACAACAUCACUUCAUCACAAUCAUUAACUUCAGUCCAUUCUCAAGUAGAUGCCAAGAAAACUCUCACGCCAAAUAGCAGCAGCACCAAUAUGCCUCAAUAUACACGGCCAAGUGCCCAGGUUAGCCCUUAUACAAGUACGCCUAUCAUGGCUUCUUCAACAGCUCCCUCACACAGUGUGAUCAAUGUAGAUGCAGGUACCACAGCCCGUGGUGAGAAAGGAAUUCUUACGAGUCCAAGAAAGUUAUUUGACUCCACCAAAGAUGAUGUAUUGAACAUGUCACAUGACCAUGAUGAAGACAAAUACCGGCGACGCCCUGCUCUGAAUUGGCUUGGAAGGUUGUUUAAAACAACAGAAGGCAAAAGGAUGAGAGAUCCAAAUGCAACAAUGAAAAGGUUUAUAAUGGUACUAAUCAUUGGACUGAUUGGCUUUAUAACAGUUGUGAUGAUCUUCUCUCGAUUGGGUCACAUGGCAACAGAAGAUGAUCCAGCAUUCAACCCUCUAGCUAAUCCAAACAUUCAUGUCAAUGAACGACAACCUCCCAUAUUAAAUCAACCAGCUGUCCCUCUUGGACAAAAUAAACUGUCUCAUUAA